Messenger RNA from Zea mays, 927 nucleotides. RefSeq lists its product as uncharacterized. The record is from RefSeq and is marked predicted. The transcript has 5 exons. Lineage: Eukaryota; Viridiplantae; Streptophyta; Magnoliopsida; Poales; Poaceae. The coding region runs from base 352 to 726 and encodes 124 amino acids.
GGUCGUAGCACAACCUUAAAUGAGGUGCCGCCGUCGCCGCCGAUGAUGCUGAACGGACGUGCCGCGUCCCCAUCCAGAACCAUCCCUGCUCAACACCUUCUCCGUUGCUCACCAUGGCGUCGUAGUUGUUGCCGGACCCAUUGCCACCAGAUAGUCACGGCCUCUUCGUAACUUCACUCCGUUCAUGUUCGUCGCCGCUCGUGCCACCCUCCCGCGGCUGUAACUCCCUCUCCCUUCCUCCUCUCACCGCAGGCCUCAUCACGCCCUCAUCACCCAUCGUUGCUGGUUCUGCCCGCUGUUGCUGGAGAUCGUGACCAUGGAACUCACGUCGUCGUCCUAGCGCUCCUCGCGAUGUUGCUGCUCCAGGGCGUCAUCCUCAUGUCAACGGUGGAGGGCCUUGUGUGGAUCAUGCAAGAAGCUCCACAAGUUCCUCAUCAAGAAGAUCAGGCAAACUGGUUGGAGGGAUCUUAUCAGAAAUGUAGCGGCGGACUACUCAUCUCUUUGGAGAGCGGAAACAGCCUUACUUUCCAACUUGAUAAGCGAGGUUACAAGUCACCUGAAGAUUAUCCUGGUACCUGGAAUCUCAUGUCUCAGGAGAAGAACAUGUGGUUCAAGAGGAGCCAUACAUCGAGGAGUUCGAUUCGAUCUAGGUGGCGUCUCCCAGUUGACUUUAUGGCAACAAGGAUGAUCCUUAGUUCAUUUUAUAUUUAUCUUUUAUUUUUGUAAAACUUCCGCUAUGUAAUAAGUACUCUGAUAUUAUUGUGACAUUUAGCUCUAUACACUCUGUUAUUAUAUAUGUUGUCUUCUUUGGCGCAUGUAUGAGAUGCACCCGGCUUUGUCCCUUAAAUCCGGGUGUGACAGAAGUGGUAUCAGAGGAAAUGUUGAGUGUAGGACGAAACCUAGAUAGAAAUGGACAAAUCUUUACCU